AUGGUUGCUCAUAAUUCGGUUACCUAUAUUAACCGUACUACCCCUUUGACCAUCACUUCUGAAGAAAUUGAUUUGGAUAGAUGUUACAAAGAUAGUGAAAUCGUAGUUGAAGUCCAUGCAGCUGCUUUAAACCCAAUUGAUAUCUUAUUGCAUGCCUUGAGUUACCCAUCAAUUUCUGGUCGUAAGAAAAAGGUUUUAGGUAAAGAUUAUUCUGGUGUAGUUGUUAAAGCCGGUAAGUCAGUUAAAGGAUUUAAAGUCGGUGAUUUGGUCAAUGGUAUGUACGAAGAUUUUUUAUAUAGAGCAAGAGGUUCUGUUUCAAAUUAUUUGAUUUUAGAUCCUUCUAAGCAACUAUCAAUUGCUCACUUUAAGAAAUUAGAAGGGCAAACUGAUGACGAUGCUUUUAUUCAAAAUGCUGGUUGGCCUUUGAUUUUUGGUACCGCUCAUACUCUGUUAACUGAAAAGAAACAGAAUUUAGGUCCUGAUUCAAAAGUUCUAGUAUUGGGUGCAUCCACUUCUGUAGGUAAUGCAUUAUUGAAAAUUGCAAAGAAUGAAUUGAAAAUCGGCACUGUUGUAGGUACUUGUUCUGAGGGUUCUAUCCAAUACAAUAAAGAAACAGUAGGUUUUGAUCAUUUGGUUCCUUAUAAUGAUACAAGUAAAUCAGCUGCACAACAUAUUAGAGAUUAUGUUAAGAAUGAGUUGCAUGGAGAAAAAUUUGACUUAAUCGCUGAUUGUUGUGGUUCUAAUGAAUUCUUCCCAUUCAUAAAUGAAAUUAUGAAAUCAAAAACUAAAAAUGGUCACUAUUUGACUAUCGUUGGUGAUAACAAAUUUAACUACAGAAAGAUCGAAUUGUUAAAAGCAAUUAACAUUUGUGGUUUAAUUAGAAGAUUUAACCCUUUCAAAAAUUAUAAUUACUCUUUUACAAUGGUCCCAAGUGCUUCUGACUACAUGGAAUUAGGUGCUAAAAUGAUCCAAAAGGGUACUUACAAACCACAAAUCGACUCCGUUUAUGAUUUCGAACAAUAUCAGGAUGCUGUCGAAAGAUUGUUAUCUAACAGAGCUAAGGGUAAGAUUGUUAUUAAGGUCAAAUAA
Molecule: messenger RNA, 1089 nt
Organism: Vanderwaltozyma polyspora DSM 70294
Lineage: Eukaryota; Fungi; Ascomycota; Saccharomycetes; Saccharomycetales; Saccharomycetaceae
Gene: YIM1
Product: Yim1p
Exons: 1
Coding region: 1-1089 (362 amino acids)
Cellular component (GO): mitochondrion
Molecular function (GO): oxidoreductase activity
Source: RefSeq, a predicted model, not a curated record